GGUCGUAAGCAACCAGGAUCUUUAGUUAAAUAUAGAAGUCACUCUCCAUGACAGUAAGGAGUCCAGGACAACAAUGAAGUCUCUCCGAUUCAUUAGCGCCGAAGCAUUUGUAUCAAAUGCAGAGUUUGCCAGGAAGAGUCUCGGGGCUGUUGCCCAUGAUCUUUUUCCGCUUCUUUUUAAAGCCAGCUAUUUACUGGAGCAAGGGGAAGUGAUUCAUGACUUGGUAGAGAACUGGCCACUUUUUGAUUUUAACAUGGGAAAACUUUUGAGAGCUACUCUGGACUACGAGGAAGACCUGAGCCACAGAACAUGUUCAGUGUGCUUGGAAAGCUGUCUGACAGGGCUGAGAGACUAUGUGCUGAAUCAGUCUUCUCCCUACAUGAAAAAGUUGAAAGUGGUCGACCUGACGGGUAUAAAAGAUGUUGAAGUUCAGUUUUGUAAGUGCAAGAAGACAAUGGGCAGGUGGGCCAGGACACAGCUGCUCUCUAAGCUUUGUUCAGACCUCCUGGUUUACCUGCAACAAGCACAGUGCAAUCCAGGUACCUUUGAAGUCAGUAUCAAUGUACUAAUUGACUUGUUUGUUACAGAGCGGAACUAUGAGCUGGUCGUGCAGGCCCUGCUGAAGAAAUGCAGUUGUCCGCUGAAAAUCUGCUGUGUGGCAUUCAGAUUUGACAACCUGACCUUGCAGAAAUUCUUCUAUAUCAUAAAGCUCGCUGAUCCCUCCUUGUUGCGCAAACUGGAAAUAGUUCAUAAUGUUCACUUGGAAAUGGAACACUUGGAAAUGCUCUUCAACAGUAUCCACUUCCCUCUAUUGAUGUCCUUGACCUUGCCAGCACGAACAUUUAAUGUGCGGAGGUUCACAGCUACAGAUGAACAGAUGCUUACUAACAUUGGCGAAAAGAUGGGUGAAAUGACACAGUUUACUGAGCUGAGUGUGUCAUUUUCUAUACUCACUGGAAGAAUACAGAAACUUCUCAGUGGUUUGAUAUUUUGGCUCUCUUGCCCAUUGCAAGCUUGGAAUGCAAGUGAGCCCUGCUAUUCCCUUGGCUGCAUUUCCCCAGAGGUUCUUCCUUGUGCAAAAGAGCCAGUGGCUGCAAGGACUCCCAACUUGCUGCACAGUUCACUGCUGCUGCUUCCCAGCUCUCCCUGUGUCCAAUUCAAGUGCAGGAGCUACAGGCACCCUGCACAUCCAAUGAAAAGUUCCUCAAACAGUGUUUAUUUCCAACACACAUGGGAAUCAUCAGGAAACCCUCUGAAGAAUAAAAUGCCCCAUCUUCCUUGCUGUGCUUUGACUGUAUUAGAAAAAUCACCUACCUUGAAGCGCCCUACUUGAUCCUCCUAUUUCUGGGGCAUCUCUGAACACCUGCACAGAAGCAUGGAGCAGCACCACUCCUUGGCUGAGGGCAGAACUUCUUUUGAAAAAUUUGGCUGGACCCAGCUGCUUUCUUAAUUGUAGAGAGGGGGCCAGUUAACAUGCUGCCUCUUGGGACACAUCUCCUGCAUGGCCUUUCCUGGAUGGGAGCAGCAGAAUAGAGCAGAGGAGCUGAGGAGACCUCAGCUGGCAGCUUGGGUACAUCAUGGUACCACACCUGACCAAAGCUGCAGUGACCUCUGAGGUUGUGGGUUCUUUUGGCUCUUACAGUCAGGAAAGCCUUGAUUUCCCUCCAUAUCCUUUUGUCUGGGAAUUAGGAAUUCUAGUGUACAAAUGUAAGUGUACAAAAGUGUCAGCAAAAGGCAGAGUCGGGGAGGGCUUUGAAGGAUCUUUUAAGUGAAGACAAGAAAUUUGAAAAAAAAACAACUGUAGGAUUUUCUUAAUGUAAUGAGAUGGUGGGGGUGCCUGGCAUUGAUGGCAAAAGUAUUUAUUGUGAAUUGAGUUAAUAGAGGAUGUGACAGAAUGAGAACUCUAGCUGCAUGGACAGUCAUACCUCAGGCAAGGGGAGAGGAAGGCAUGAAAAUGAUCAACACUGAUUUGUGAGCUUAAAGAUGAGCUUAAAUUUGUGAGUGGCAUUUUGGAAUCUGAAAUUGCCACUUUUACAUCAUAUCUGUCCUGUUGUUACCUGUAUUAUUAAAAGAGAUGGUUUUAUAAGUAAUUGUUUAAUCACUGUAUAUGAUUAAUUCUGCUGUUUCUUUGCAGGAGACUGCUGGAAUGGCAGUUCAGUCUGCUACCAGGGCGUGUCUCUCCCUAGUACAGCAUGGCAUCCUUUCUGCUGUGACCCACAUCCUCUCCCUGCCGAUAAUUACUUUCUCUUAUCUGGUGAAGAAAAUUCUCUUCAAAGGAUUCCUUUGAUUAAGGAAAUUCAUUAAUAUGAUGUCUAGAGAAUAUUAAUGCUUUCCUGCUUAAUUCUUCUCACUUACUGUUUGAACAGCACAUUAUUCCAUAGUUUCUUACGAUCAGCAUCUUUGGAGUUUAAUAGAAGCUCUACUAUCAAUCAAUUAACAUUUUUUAUGUUCCAGAAAAAAAAUUUGAGAAAAGUAAAUCUCUGUGUUAUUAUUUCAGAAAACAUCCCUGCCCAUCAAUUACACAUACGGAUUUAAUGUAAAUCCCUGUGAGUAUUUACCUGAAGAAAAUUCUCCCACUUGGGAUUUCUGAGCUCAUCUCGCAAACUGUCAUAUUCAUGCUCAGCAAAACGGAUAAAUUAAAGAAAUGUUCAGGAAAUUAAGGUCCUUUUGACGCUACGAGCAGCAGCUAAAAGUGUGAUUGUUAAUAGUUUCCACCAGAUGGCUCCCGAGGCUCAGAGGUGACGCAGGGCCAAGCACACAGACAGGAUUUGGUUCAUGACCAGCGAUUCCAUCAUGUCAUAAACCACUCCUGCAAAGAGCAACAGAGUUGUAACUUUAGCCUAGACCCCAUCGACGAUCAGCAUCACCACAGGGAACAUGUGCAUCAAGAACAGUGUUCUAUAAUGUGCCUGUGAGCACACAUGCAGGGAACAAAUGAAAAAACAUGGUGACCAGCAAUGAUUAAACCAAUUCAAUGGUUCCUUAAAGUAAUUUCUUUCAACAAGCUCUGAUCAGAUCUAUUGUUAUCUCAAUCCUCCGGGUACUACCGAAAAUGUCUGUUGGGGUUUAAUCCCAGCCAGCAAGAGCCAUGUAGCUGCCACCUUGCUACCCUCACCCCAGUGGAAAGAGAAUUGGAAAGAAGAGACAAAGCUCCUGGAUUGAGAUGAGAACAGUUUAAUAGCUCAAACAAAAUAAAAUAUGCUACUACUUCAACUGACAAUUGUAAUUGAAAAGAGAGACAAGGAGCAAUAAAACCCAAUAGAAACAAGUGAUGCACAGCACUAUUGCUCACCACCCACUGACUGAUUCCCAGCCCAUCUGCCAGCAGUGAUCUGCUCCUCCCAGCCAGCUCUCCCAGGUUUAUAUACUGGACACGGUGCCCUGUGGUCUGGAAUACCCAUUUGGCCAGUUCAGGUCAGCUGUCCUGGCCAUGCUUCCUCCCAGGUGCUUGUGCAGCUCCUCACUGGCAGAGCACAGGAACCUGAAAAUCCCCUGGCUCAGGGUAAGCACUGCUGAGCAACAGCUGAGCCAUCGGUGUGUUAUCAACAUCAGUCUCACGCUGAGUUCAAAACAUCACACUGUGCUGGCUAAGAAAAAACUAACUCUAUCCCAGCUGAAAUCAGGACAGAUCCUUUUAUUUAUUUCUUCCAGAAAGGAAGAAAUAUGACAAGGAAUCUGUCAAAGAAAAUUUAUUCCUUUAAGAAAUGAACUUUCUGUCUCAAAUUAUGAACCCAGCUUUUAUCACAAGCUCAGUCACAGACCUUUACUUUAUUCAGAAUUAGAAUAGCAAUGUUCUGAAGAGUAGACAAAAAGUUAACAGUGAUGGUUCUGAUAGAUGAAGAGUUGCGACAUAGGUAUUGUCUUUUAAAAGUAGUUGCCUAAUUUACAGUGUGAACAGGUUUUUGUUUUUAGUUAAAUAUUUAGGAUUCUUUUUCCCCCCCAACAUGCACUUCAGGCACUUUUGGGGAAUUAUAAUUAUGUAAUAUUAUUAUUAUUAUUAUUGUUCUGGGUUAUUCUGUUUGGAGUUGGUUUUGAAUCUCACAUUUAUUUGAAGCUCUAGUGUAUAAUUAAGGCAAAUAACACUCUUGCGAUGGCAGUGCAAAAAAACCCCUACCUUCGAUGUGUUCAGCACUGACUUUACUGAGAACUUGAAAUCUUGGUCUGACUUUUGGGCUGGGGUAGAUUUCAUAUUUUCUGAUAGGCGUCAUUUCCUCUAGUGCAGCAUUGUAAUAUGCCUGCUAAGAUCAAGCAUUGAGUUGCAACUCAGUGGUUGAUAUAGUAGUUGGAAAUGGCACCUGUGCAUGUGGGCCAGUGGUACACUACCUGGUGUGCCUGUCAUCCGCAUACUCAUGUCCUUCGUCUGAUUUAGAAAGCUCUGGAGACAAUGAUAAAGAUAGCUCAUCUUUGGAAUAGUUUAUAUCUGUGUCUACCAACAAAAUAGCUGCCUGUGUCAAUUAAUCUAGAUUAUUUAAAGCACUUCUGUUCAUCUACAUUAUUUUUCACUUCCCUUACAUGGAAAAAUUUACUAUCUAGUAAAUUUGUUACGGGAACUACUGUUAUCUCACUUUCAAAAAAAUCUUUUCUAAAUUUAAAGCAAAAAAAAGUGAUGAUAAGAAGAGAUCCUGAGUAAGAUUUAACUGAUACUUCCAUAAAAUGCAGAUCAUUCUACUAUUAGAGUCAAAAAUAGUGAAAGAUGUUCACAGCAAUUCAAUUAAAUAUGAAGGGCUACAUAUUCUGUAAAGUGAAAUUUUUGAUGAACAAAGCCUUUCAUAAAAAGUAGACAUUUGAAAAGAUAUUUCCUUUCUUUUAUCACUUUUACUUUCGUUUGAGAAUUGAUAUUAUUUCACGUUAACUAAUGCAUAAAUACACACUUUUCUUAAUAAUAGGUAUUUCCUUAACAUUUAUUUUGGUUGUCUAUGAAUCAGAGAUUGAGCACACCAGUCCCAGCACUACACUGCUGUUUGAUAUAGGGCAAAUCUAGUGAGUGCUACCAGGAUAGCUCUGUAACCCACUGUUCCCACCUGUGUCCUGUUCUUAUUUUUGUGCUGCCCCAGAUGUUUGAGAAACAUCAUUUUUGCAAAUGAGAGCUAUGGUCACUUGUCAUGCUGAGAUACUCUGUCAUUUGAGGUCAGCAGAACCUGAGCAGAUGCUCUCAUUUCUGCAAGUGCAAUAAACACAAUUAAACCUUUAAUUGAUGCACUUGUAAAUGCAAACAGCAGUUUCAUUCCUAUGUGGGGGAAAUAAGCAGUCUCCUUUACCGAGAUCAUUUGAAGGUAAUCCCAAGACUUGAAAGUAUGUGGUCAAAGAGUGAAAGAACCCUUGUGAAUGGAUACAUUUGCAAUCCUGGACAAAUAAUGAAAGAGAUGGAAAAACUGGUGUCUCUGAAAUACCACCUUUCUUUCCUCGCUUCCCCUUUUUAAGUGACAGUGACAAUCAGUGAUGUUCUUCAGGCACACUGCCAACAAACUUUCUCCAAAUUUCUCAUUAACAAGUGAAAGUAUUUAUUGUGCAUUUCUUCCAAGUCAGGAGUAAGGGAAGUAGUACUAAUAAAGUGAAUGCAUGAUGAAGGGGAAGCUCUCUAGGUCUUCUCCUCAAGUAAUGGAAGCUGGGGGUCUGCACCACGGCACUCCGAGGGAAAUUGGUCAAGUAGAACAGUGUGAGGUGAUAUUUGUGUCUGCUUUCACAUUUUAUGCAAUUUGUAGCAAAUGUUGUGAGAUGUGUCAGUGAAAGAGGUGUGAGUGUUCUGUGCAUGAACUGGGGUUGCCUUGGGGCUGUAAAGACGUCAAGAUUAAAGUAGGAUGAUUUAUUAUUAUAUAAAUAUGUGUGAAUGCAAUAGCAUGUUGAACUCAGCCUUAAUGAAAACAUGUUAUGAUUUAUUUUUUUUAUUUUCUAUUUUACUUUAGAAGCACAAUUAUACUAAGGGUUAGGACUGGAUAAUUAGAAAUGUUAUGUAUUGCACUCAUUUUGUGCCAUCAAAUAACAUUCUAUUUACUAUAGUAAUAUCUUCCAUUUUAUAUAGAGCUGCACUUUUCCAUGUAAUAGAGAUUUAUGGAAUUUCUCAUUUAAGAAGUGUUCUAGGAUCUGUCUUGCUCAGCCCUAAAGCCAGUCAUUCAUGCACCUAGGAAGUACAAUUAGUCUGUUUUCAUAUAAGGGGUUGCUGGUUCAGAACUGCACUGAUCAGAGCCCACAUGUGGAAUCAGAAAUCCUGUGCUCAGACUGAACUCGAAUAGGCUUUGCUGCUUUCUCUUGCAGUAGGUGUAUGUUGCUGUCUCACCAAUCUCUGUGGAGUCAGCUGAGUUCUGAUGGUAUUAAAAUGACUCUUGAAUGUUCCUUCAGAUAUAUCUCAGUUUUCAUCUCUGUAAGAUUU
Molecule: messenger RNA, 6367 nt
Organism: Pyrgilauda ruficollis (rufous-necked snowfinch)
Lineage: Eukaryota; Metazoa; Chordata; Aves; Passeriformes; Passeridae
Gene: LRRC14B
Product: leucine rich repeat containing 14B
Exons: 3
Coding region: 74-1333 (419 amino acids)
Cellular component (GO): cytoplasm
Source: RefSeq, a predicted model, not a curated record